Molecule: messenger RNA, 15416 nt
Organism: Lymnaea stagnalis (great pond snail)
Lineage: Eukaryota; Metazoa; Mollusca; Gastropoda; Lymnaeidae
Source: the annotation of a GenBank genome assembly
CGAGAAUUAAAAUUUAAAAAACCAAAAAAAAAACAACGAAUAAACAUUAUUGUAAAAUUAAAUAUAGACUUCUUAUCACAUGACCUACACAUUAUCAAAAUGGCGGCACCACUGUCAGUAGCGAAACUUACUUCAUGUGCAGUAUAUAUUUUAACAAUAUUGUGCCAUGGCUGCUCCUCUGCAAAUUACUAUGUUGGUGCAGGUAUUGCUGAUAUUACUGGACCAGCAGCUGAAAUUAAUAUGGUAAAUAAAUAUAUAUAAUUGUACGCUUGACGUUUCCCCCAUGCCCAUUCUACCGUGUUUUUGCAAACUACUUUUUUGCCCAUGGCCACUAUCUUUUAAAUAUGCAGCAAGAAGUGUCAACAACUUAUGGUAACUUCUGGUUCUGGUAGUGUUCGUUGCUGCAUCCAUAUACUGGCAUCUGUGCAAUGGUUGGGUAAGCGAUUUUGCUAUUCUAACAGCUCCUAGCAGAUGCCAGGAAAUUUCAUGCCCCAUUUGUCCGCCCAAUUCAUAAGGCACUUCAAAUCUGCUUGAAGGUGGUUGUGGUCACCAUAGCCGUUUAUCUCUCUGUAGACAAGACAGUCAUCUGCAAACAGCCUGACUUGAGAUUUUACAGUAUCAGGGAGGUCGUUUAUGUGACAGAGAAAGAGAAGGGGGCCCAGCACUGUGCCUUGAGAAACUCCUGAGUCUACAGUGGCUUUCCCUGAUCGGAAUGUUGAGAGCCAGGAGUGAACGUUGCCGGUAAUGUGUAGUGGUGGAGCUUGUGUAGAAGAAGGCUAUGUGGAAGAGUGUCGAAGGCCUUGGAGAAUUGCCAUAUCGACCUGGGUACCUUUGUCAUAGGAGGCAAGGAGGUGGGAAUAAUUAAUUGAGUUUCUGUUGAGAAUCCAGAGCGGAAACCGUGGUUUAGGUUGGUCAAAAUGUUGUGUUUCUGACCUAAUUUCAGCUGGUGCAUUAAUUUUGCCUUUAACGUAGCAACUUUGUUGUAUUUGUAUCCCUUUACUCACUUUACUUUUAGAUAUGCAGCAAGACGUGUCAACUACAAUAUUUGUGCUACAGUUACUGUGGUGGGAAAAGAGUUAUUAAAAAAUAAAAAUUAAUAAUUGUAAAAUAAUGAAAACCUAACUGACAGUUUCAUAGAAUAUACUUUUACACUUACACAUUUUCAUGCAGAUUCCAACAAAAAUAAAAUCCAAAAGUUGUCAGGAAAAUCAAUACAAUACAAUAUUAAACCAAUUUUCCAAAAUGACAGAAAAUUUAAGUUUUAUAAUUAUCAACCCAAUGAAAUUAUAGUUAAAAAUAUUCCUUCGAUGUAUUAAUAUUUAAAGUAAUGAAAGUUAACUCCAGCAACAAUGCAAGAAAGACAAAAGGGAGAUAAUUCUACACAGAAACUCAAUGUGGCGCAGACUGCAUAAUUUGACCCAACUACUUUCAAGAUGAAACAAAAAAAGGAACAAAAGUUAAAAUUUAAUGAUCGCCCCCUUUCCAGGCGUAAUUUCAGCCAGUACAUUAUUUUCAUGGCGAACAUAGCAACUUUAUUGAAUCCUUCUAGAUAUGCGACAAGUAAGUGUCAUCGACCUGCAAUCGCUCCCUUCCCUAAACUAAAACAUGUGGGCUACAAAAUUUAGCCUUGUUUUAAAUUUCUUUUCAAAUAUUAUAAUUAUCCGCCAAAUGAAAUAUUAAUUUACAAUAUUCCAUUGGUGUAUUAAUAUUAAAAAUAGAACUCUAGGAAUAGGAACAAUCCAAUAAUAAACUAAAAGGAAAUCACUCAUCCUGGUGCGAAACGUCAAGCGUAAAUUGUUCAAAGUAUAUACCAUUGAUACUAUAUAAUAGUUGGAAAGGGCGUUUUGAAUACUAAUUUACUGUAUUACUAGUAAUAAUUAUUUAUAAAAUAAAUAAUGUUAAUAUUAGUAAGUAGCCUUAUGCCCUGGCCUGUAUGGCACAGUAUGAGCAUGGGAAUUUAUUAUUAUGACUAGUAAGUGCGAAUCAGUUUAUUAGGUGUCCGAUGUGACAGCCGCAACAAAAUAAAAUUGAAUUAAUAUAUACAAAUGUUUUUGAACAAAAGUCAACAAAGUUUUUAUGUUUACGAAUCUUUUGUGAAUUUUUCAACAAACAAGUCCUCUUUCAAAAUACAUCAAAGCAAUAUUAAUUUAUUUGUAGCAAGACCAGAGGAUGACUAAAAGAUAAUUGAAAAUUGAAUAACAAUGCCCAAUAAUUCCACUUGGUAAAGCUCCACAAAAUUUAACCAAAUGAACAAAUACCCAGUUACAUAAAGAACAAGAGGAUUUUGGAGUUGAAACAGUAGUUACCGUCUGUGCAUUCUAGAAAAACAAAAAGUGCUUAAUGGAUAAAUUGUAGAUAAUGAACCAUUGUUUGAUCAAAUUCAAAACGAUUGUGCGGUUAAUGAUCACGUUUUUAAGAGAAGUGUUAUAUAGUUUAUGCAAAAUAUUUACUGGAAACGGCAAGAUAGCUUCUGAUAUGGCAUACCAUAUUAUGAAUUAGUCCUAUCAGACCUUUCUUAACGUUUGAUGCAAUUAAUAGGCUGAUGUCUGCAUUCGUGCUAUCACGCAAGGACUACUGUAAUGCUCUCAUGGUGGGUCUUCCAGCUACGCUCCUGGAUAAAAUUAAAAAAGUACAGAAUAAUGUGGCUCGCAAUGUUUUUUGCUAAUGCAAAUUUGACCAUGCUAAAACACUUCUGAGAGAGUUGCAUUGGCUGCCGGUCCGCAGUCGCAUAGAGUACAAAAUUGCAACUCUGUGCUACCGCUGCUUGUGUGACCUGGCACUGUCCUAUCUCAAAGCGCUCAAGACGCCUUAUGUACCUUUAUGUAGACAACUCCGCUCAUCUGAUUAGUGGCAAACUCUCGAUACCAUGUGUUCGCCUUGAGACUUAUGGAAGGCACACGUUUGCAUUUGCUGGCCCAACAAUUUGGAACACACUUCCUGUCGCUCUCAGAAACAGCCAGACACUGGAGUCUUUCAAAACCGAUUGGAACACAUCUAUUUCGCAAACACCUGUUGGGGUGAUGUUUUCUACCAUCUUUUCCAGCUUGCUAUUAUCUCUUAGAUGUAUAAUGGCCUGUGUUGCUUAUGGUUGCAAGUGAUGAAAGACUUAGAAUGGGUAUUCUCGUGUGUAGUUUUUGUAAUGUUGCGUUUUGUAUUUCAAUGUGGUAACUAGGAUUUGUGAAGAACUUCUAUAUUUUGUUUCUAAAUGUGUCGAUAUGAAGAAAAUCAUACAGCAAACUAAAAUUAGUCUUGAAGUAAUAAAUAACAACAAGUAACAAUUUUGCCUUAUGCUGCUAUAUCAUACUGAGAUUUUUUAAUUUAUAUUUAGAAUCAUAUUCAGUAUUAUUAACUUGUUAUAUAUUUAUUGACUCGUUCAAUAUCCCAAGUAGCCUGCAAAUCAACGACUUACUCUAAAAUAAGUUUAUAAAAGUCUAUUAACAUGGAAUUUAUCUGGAAAAAAAUUUAAUAAUUUAUACUGAUUGACUGUGAACCAGAUAUGUAAAGGGAAAAAAUAAAUGAUAACCUGCCAAAUCAUAUCCACAAACAUGGAAAUAUCCUAAACGUAUGAUCAAUGACCUAUUAAUCAAUUUAUGAUAUUAUUUAUAUAAUAUUAUUAAUAUCUCACUUACAUUUUUUCUUACAUUUUUAACAUUGUUUAAAAGAUUUUAUUUUUAUUUUCGAUAUCAAUAUGGGUAUAAUAAAAAAAUUAUUAUUAGUUGGAUCUGUUUUUAUACCAAAGACCCUAUUAAAACAUUCCCCAUUAAUGGUCAAAAAUUCCAGGAGCCUGUGCCCAUUCAUCCAAAAUCGCCCUGGCCAAUUCAAUCCCUCAACCUGUCGUCCCCCCCCCCCCCCCCCCCGAUGACAAGGCUUAAUAUUGUAAUGAUAAUCCUGAUUAAAAGUAAUUAGAUUGGCUAGUAAUUUUACAAAAAUAAUUUGACAUUGCAGCCUAUUUCAAAUUAAAAAAUUUUAAAUUUUUUUAAAACAUUAAUUUGAGUACUAAUGUAAGAGAAAGUUAUUGAUGUUUAGCAACAUCACAUUAAUUACCGUUCAAUAUAAGGCAGUGAAUUUUGCGUUUCAGUUUUAUAUUUAGGGUGCUAUUUCAUUUCUCUUAUAAUUAUUUAAUUUUUUUUUAUGUGUAUAAUGAAGAUUUUAAAAAUGUAAAUUACUAAUGUGCAGAUGGGCUAUGCCAAUCCAGGACAAACAAGUCAUGGGAUUCACAUCAGACAAUUUAGCCGUGCUUUCAUCUUUGCCACAUCCCCUUCAAGUACCAGAACAGUCUUCAUCAGCAUAGAUGCCUGUUGGUCACCUGGAGCUGUUAAGCAACAAGUGGGUUUAUCAUGGUACCUGUUGGUCACUCAGAGGUGUUUUAAAAAAAAAACAUUGAUUUUAUUAUUGGUUCAAGAAUUCUUUCCACAUGGACAAAUAUGUUACCGGUAUUAUUUAAUUAUUGAAUUAGGACUUAUUUGAAAAGUGUUACGUUUUUUUGAUUGGCUUAUUGUUAUUUUUUAACUUGAUUCAAACUGUCUCCGUGAACCUUUCAGGUUGUCAAGGAGCUCAAAUCAGUGUAUGGAGAUUUGUACACAGAAAGAAAUGUCGCAGUCAGCGGCAUCCACACCCAUGGAGGGGCUGGAGGUUUCAGCCAGUAUCUGUUGUAUGACCUUACAGCAUUGGGCUUCAACCGUCAAGGUUUUGAUGCUCUUGUCAAUGGAACUCUUCAGGUUGAUCUUUUGCAUUAUCUUUUCUCUGACUGAACCUUCUCUACUUCGUCUCAGUGCCAGAUAGGGCUAUGCCGAUUGUUUCAGACUUUGAAAUUAGCCAUAAAAAUCUUAACAUUUUAAUCCAGUGUAUUUGGUAAAAGCUCCAAAUCACCUAAAAUUUAACUAAAAGCGUAUAAUUUUAUUUGAAAUUUUUUUUUUAAGGUUUACAAGCUAGUUAUUAAAAAUGUCUGAAUUUCUGCAUAGAGUAUUCAUCAAGCCCACAAAGCAAUGAGGCCGGCAGACAUCUACAUGAACAGUGGGGAACUCUUGGACUCCAAUAUUAAUAGGAGUCCCACAGCAUACCUUAACAAUCCAGAGGCAGAGAGAUCCAAGUAAGCAAAGCCAAAAUUAGAGCAAAUACACAUUAGUGAAUCUCAUAUUUAUGUACUAAUUAAACCAAUGUUUUAUUUUUUAUCGGUCAAAAUAAAACAAAACAUACUAAGUGCAUUGUAUAACACACUUUUCAAAUAAUAAAUUUUUGUAAUAUUUAUCAAGUAUGCAUGCCGAUUGGUACUAAAUAAUAUUCUGAUCAAAGUCCUUUAGCAUAUUUUGCAGUUCGACAUUCAUUGUUUUUUGGUGUUUGUUUUCAUCCAUCAUACAUACGCCUACUUGUCAAUUCUGUCCUCCCCCAUUACUCUCAUUUAUUUACUCCUUCCAUUUCAUGCCUUUGAUACAAGCCUCCCUCUUUUUCUCUUUUAGUCCAUUCCCAUGCCCAACUCUUAAGCCAAUGACCUGUGUUUCUUCAACAGGUACAAAUAUGAUGUUGACAAAGAGAUGGUGUUGCUGAAGAUUGUGGAUGAUUCAGGCAAGGACAUUGGAAUGAUUAGGUUAGUUAGACUCACCUCAGUUUUUAUUAGUCAAAAGAUUUAUAUUUAACUCUUUCGCUACGGAACAACGCACACUGCGUUCAACCGCAGUUUUCAAAAGGACAGACCAACGAACUGAGCAUUGUUUCAGUAUCAUAUUUGUUUCUUUGCUAUUUUUCUGUUAAACUUUUUAAGGGCUAUUUUUAAAUAAGACUUUUACAUAGAAGAGUGGUUAUUCAUUGUUUAUAAACGAAUCCAAGUUUAUUUGUUGUUAUUUGAAGCAUUAUUUUAAUGAUUUUGCUUUUUUUUUCUCUACUGUUGUUAUGGCUACACUAGCCCCUAGUAGGUGAGUAAGCUUUCCUAGAUGGUUAACAGCUCAAAAAGCUUUGGAAUUGUUUUAUACUAUUUCUUUUGAUAGUGAAGAUGAUUUAUAUUUAGAUCCAUCCCAUGAUUCCGAUAGUAGUAGUUUUAGAGGAUUUGAGUUAUAGGAAUGAUGAGCUAUGCGUACAUCAUAGGGUUUGGGGAAAAAAGGGUUUAGCAUAAAAUGUUUUCACAUUUUAUGGUUCUUUUCUGUAACUUAUUUUAGUUACACUGAAAAAAUAAGUUUAUAAACAUAUAGUCCUUUCAAGUAUAUUUCAUUUGAUACCAAGUUUAGUCUUAUGGACCAAACAAUAAUAUUUUAAUUUUUUUUUAAUAAACCCAACCUCCAACUCUUUUUUGCUCUUGAAAAAAAUGUACAUUUUUUCAUUUAAAAAAUUCCACAGCGAAAGAGUUAAACAUUACUCUCAAAACUUAAAUGUCAAUUGCUCCUUUGUUCUUAACACUUUACCUGUCGCCCCCCCCCCCCCCCCCCCCCCCCCCCCCCCCCCCCCCCCCCCCCCCCCCCCCCCCCCCCCCAGCAAUUACAGUUGUUAGUCUUGACCCACUAUUUUUCCAUUUUUUUUUAUGUUGAUUAGAUCUUUGACUAUUUGUUUACUCUCAGCAUCAAUUAAUAGAAUUUCUAAUUCCCUUCAAACCCUAGUUGGUUUGCUGUGCACUGCACAAGUAUGAACAACACCAACAAGAUGCUGACUGCUGACAAUAAGGGCUACGCUUCACUGUUGUUUGAGAAAAAAUUCAACCCGGACUCCCUGCCAGGAAAGGUAUGUGUGGAAGCAGGUCAGUUAAGCUCAGUAGCUUCGCUCAGUUUGCUUCUAUUAUUCCAUCCAAGACUUUGUUCAUUGUACAAGCUGGUCAAUUGCUCAGGAUUGUUCAUUUUUAAAAAACCUUGGGAUAUUGCUCAUAUAGCAUUUGCAAUAAAAACUGAGUUGAUUUAAUUGAUCCCAUUGCCUCUUGCUGGAAGGGAUUAAUUAUUUCAAAGUCUCAAAAGCAAUUCAGGGUUAUAAGGAAUUGGCUUUUAAAAAUACAAUAAUUCUUAAAUUCCUCAUAAUAAGUUACAGUUUUAAAAUAAACAUGUGCUGCUUAGUGUGUUUAAUUGAUAAAGAAAUUGUUGAAGUCUUAGUUUCAUCUGAGUUGUGAGAGAAGCAUAAGUUUUAAGUGGUUCAGUUUGAAGUUUGUUACACCAACAGUUAGCUGUACAUGUAUUUCCACGAACAGGGUUCCUUUGUGGCAGCGUUUGCUCAGAGUAACUUGGGAGAUGUGUCUCCCAAUACACAAGGUCCCCACUGCUUAGACACAGGUCUGCCAUGUGAAAGUCAGACCAGCACUUGCAAUGCCAGGGUAUGUAUAACCAAAGCGUUAUAGUACUAGAACUAUAUAGUCGUCAGGUUAUUGUAUAGUUGGAAGUUUAUGUGUGACUAAGGUAAUGUAGUACUAUAUAAAUGGAAGGGUAUGUGUUACUUAAGUAUACAAAUAGAAGGCUAUGUGUGACUAAAUUAUAUUAAGGGAAGGGUAUUUGUGACUAAAUUAUAAAAAUUGAAGGGUAUGUGUAAAUAAAAUAAUUUUUUUUAAAAUUAACAAAUUUGCUGAUGAAAUUACGUGAAAAUACAUAUGCUCCCUGUUAUUCUGAGUCGGUAACUACGAUUUUCUCUAGAUUAAAAUUGAGCUGUUCACAUACAGACCUACUUUUAUUGUAGUGAAUGUUGUAUUGCAGCUGAAUUAGUUACAAUUAUUUCUAUCAUUUAUUAUUAGAAGUUUUAUAUUAAAACAAGGAAUUUAUGUUAAGAUGCUUUUAACUUGUAACAAGCUGCAACAUUUUACUGUUUUUCACUUUUAAAAUCUGACUGCUAUGAAAUUUAAGUCUUGAAUUAACAUUGUGUCACAUAUUAUAUUAUAUUAUAUUGUGAAAGAAAUAAAUCACAUUAAAUGAAAUAAAACCAAUGCCACCAAAAUAUCAUCUUAAAGUAAUUGUUUUAUGGUGAUUAUUUUCUUACUAAUAUUUGGUUUAGAAUGAGCAGUGUGUAGCAUUUGGUCCAGGUAAAGACAUGUUCGAGAGUACCAAGAUUAUUGCUACAAAUCAGUUUAAUAAGGCUUUGGUGAGUCCCAUCAAUAAUAUAUUAUGUUUACAACAAUGACACAUUGUUUAAUGUUACUGUAAAUGACAUGUGGUCAAAUUUUUCUCUCCUACGACAUGUGGUCUAAAUAUUUCUGUCCAGUGGCCGAAUGAUAGGAAGGUGACAUUCCCAUAUGUUCUCAGAUAUAAAAUCAAUUUGCAUGCUUGGGUGUCCUCCCUGAUUAACUGCAUCAUUAAAUAAGCAUUGAUUCUCAGAGCUGUGAACUUUGUCUCCAAAUAAGAAGUUGCUCACGGAAGUCCAUGCAGAUAAUAAAGUAAUACUGAAAUAUUUGUAUGACUGUGAUUCUUACUAAAUUUGUCAAUAAUUAUUUUUUUCUAGUGUAUUGUCUUAUGCACAUUUUACUUUGAAAUAGCCAGAAAGAAAGAAAUGAACUUACCAUUUUAUGUUUGACAGGAUCUCUAUAACACUGCACAAAUAAAACUCACUGGACCAGUGGAUUUCCGUCAUUCCUAUGUGGACAUGACUAUUCAAAAUGUCACUUUGGCCAAUGGUACUCAGGUAUGUCAACUUUGGGGGGGGGGGGGGGGGGGGGUUUGAUACGUCCCAGGUGGCACUUUUGUUUAUGUUAUUACCAACACUGUGUAACAGAUUUGUGCUGAGCCGCUCAAAGGAAAGGCUGUGCAAAACAUGAAGGUUGCGCCCCCUCCCCCCAACUUUUUUUUGUCCUCCAAUAACUGAUAUAUUAUAGGCUUCAAAACCCGCGUUUUAUUCUACACUGUGUCUAUAUUGGUUACUUAAAAUAAUGAUGUGACUCAAAAAUUAUUAUAAUUACUUUAUUAUAUUUAAAUUUUGUGAUCCAGUCAUUUAUGUUCUACAAAUAGGUUCAAACAUGUAAACCAGCGAUGGGUUAUAGUUUUGCUGCAGGGACGACUGAUGGUCCAGGAGCUUUUGAUUUCAGGCAGGGUGAGAAAUGUAACAGAAAUUAAUAUCUCCUCUUAACCUGGCUCUCAAAAUCCAAGAUGUGCACACAAAAAACAGGUUGCUGCAUGUAUUACUAAACCAACGUAUAAAAUACUGACAUACAUUAAAUUAAUUAAAUGAAAUGUUUGCAAAAUAACUUUAAAACUUUUAAAUGUCAACAUGUCAGGCAGUAACAGCAGCAACCCAUUCUGGAACUUUGUCAGAGAUCUCAUCAAAGACCCUUCAGAAAGGCAGGUCAAGUGUCAUCAGCCAAAACCAAUUCUGUUAGACACUGGAGAGGUGAUAUGCUGUUUAUUGAACAUAUUUUUAUAAAACUAUGCAUAUCCCAUAUGCAAAUUACAAAAAACCCUGGAAGUUUGAAUCAUGACAUUUUAAUUAAUUUUGUUUUCAUGAAUUUGAUCAGAAGUGCCCGUAAAAAGAUUUUUAUUUUAUUCUUUACAUCUGCAGCAAAGCAGCUCUAAUGUUAUCAAAGGAAAUAACAAUGAAAUUAACUUGGGUAUUCAUUUAAUUUUUUUUUUUUUAAUGAAUGAAAAAGAAAGUCAAGUGUUUAUAAUAUUAUAAAAUAUGAGGUAAAAAGCAUUUUAAUGUGUAUUAUUUGCAUGAAUCAACCCAUAUAUUAUGUUGAUGAUAUUUUCUUAAUCUCUUGAGCUCUAAAUGAUAGAAUUGUAUGAGUUUUUAUAUUAUUUUUUUUCCCAUGCAACUUUAUAACAUUGGUUUCAUCCUAUGGUUUUACUUUGGCUGUAUCAAGUUCGUUGGUUCUGAUUUUUGUUCUUUUCCUAUUAGAUAAAAGAACCCUACCUAUGGCAACCCCAGAUAGUUGACAAUCAAAUUCUUCGUAUUGGCCAAUUCAUUAUUGUUGCUGUUCCUGGAGAAUUCACGUAUGUGCCAGAAGACAACUUUGAUCACAUAAUAGGAAUUAACUGUAGAAAUCUAGAUUCGUUUUGUGGCUGAAAAUUUUUAAAAAAUUCAAUUAAAAUUCAAUCAAAUAAUUAGAUGUAAUAUUUAUUACAUUGAAGUUUUAAUAAUUUUUUUUAUUGUUAUUUCCUCAGAACUAUGUCUGGUCGUAGGAUGAGAGACAACAUUUACAAUGUACGUUUUUAUUUUAAAUGCACAUUUUUGUUAAUGUCACUGGAUUAAUCUGCCCAACGUAGGAGACGGACGCAUAAUUUGAUGAGACAGUAUGGCAACAGCUUAGUGAUGAAAUUUUGUCAGGAGGCUAAUCAAAUAACUUGGCAAUAGAUCAGACAAUUCAAAUGCAAUAAGCUAAUUAAUUAAAUGAACAACCGUAUUUCAUGUUAUAGGCAUAAGAGUGUUAUUUCUUUGCUAUCAUUGGACUUUUAAGACAAUAUACCUUUUAAGAUAAUAUACGAUUUCCACUAUGAGACAGGUGUCAUAAAAAAAUAUAUUAAGUUUAAUCUUUGUUGACAUUCAACAGACUCUUGUCCAGGAAGGUUUUCCUAACAACACAAAGGCAGUCAUUGCUGGUUUAUCCAAUGAAUAUGCAGAUUACAUCACAACAUUUGAGGAAUACCAAGUAAGUGUCACCUUGUCGUUGACUGGUUCAUUAUUCUCUGCCUCUCUCUGUUGGUAAAUUGUUCUUAUCUUUGACAUUCUGAACAAAAGUUGUUUAUAUUUUCUGUCUUACAUUCUCAGAUCCAAAGAUAUGAGGCAGCUUCCACCAUUUAUGGCCCACACACACUUGAAGCUUAUUUACAAACUUACAGGCAGCUUGCAGUCCAGCUGGCACAGGUAAAGUCAUUAUGAAAACUUCUUGAUCCUACCAUUGUAAAACAUUAAAUACUAGGGCUUAACCGGGUCCAGUUUUAUUUUUUAAACCGAGUCCAGGUAUUUUGAGAAAAUGCCCGGUGGGUCCAAGUGAUACACAAUAAUUUCUCAUUUUCUACAAACAAUAGUCCUACAGACAGUCCUACAACCUACAUGUCGGUCUUAAAAGAAUAGUCCUACAGACAGUCCUACAACCUACCCAUGGCUAUUUAUUCAUUAACAUAACAGAAAGAAAAAAAUUCAACCUUUUUACCCGAGUUCAACAGUAAUGCAUGAGGCUCGCUGCUUGACGGCUUUUUUUUUUUUUCACUCAGUACUCUUAAAAUAUAAAACAUGCUGAGUAGGGGGAGGGCGGGUUUUGAAAAGGAAGCAGCCAUAUCAGAAGCUAAGUAAAUACAAGAGCUAAUAAUUGUAAAAGUAGCAUGUAGAUAAAAAAAACUUAAUUAUUGUUAUUUGACCAACUAUUUUACAUCUAAUUUUGUUAGAUGUACCUAAGGUAAAAUGCUGCCGACUUGCCUCAAUACUAAGAUAGAGAGUAUGAAACAAUGCAAAUUUAUAUUUGUUUUACUUAUUUCUUUCAGUUUAUGUUUAGCCUGGUAUCAAUGACAAAACUAAAUCAGAUAAGAAACCUCCUCUGUUGAACAGCAGUAGCCUUUUAAAGGGUUUAUAUAUUAUUGGGCUUUCAUUUAAACAGAGUGAUUUUUGUGUGCAGCACCAUGAUCCACAUUGCAGUAUUUAUGAUGAACUUGUUUCCACACUAUGGUAAAUAUUAAGAAAGAAUCUGUUUCAACUAAAAUCAUGUGCUUCAAUAGAAUGUUUUUUGAGGCAGGUUUUCAGCUUACCAGAACACCUUACAUCUUAUGUAAGCAACCGCAGCUCUGAGGUGUGAGGUCAUUUAUUAUGAAUUUUGAAUACAUUACAGGGCAAGCCAUCUCCCCCUGGGCCAUCACCACCCAACCAACUGGACAAGCAAAUCUCUUUUAUACCUGGCGUUAUAUUUGACUCGGCCCCGGCUGGGAAAAAGUUUGGUUCUGUUAUAACUGAUGCUCAGUCUUCAUAUGCUCAGGUAAUUCAUAUGUUUGGCUCUGUUACUCCUAACGGUAAUUCAUGUUUGGCUCUGCAUAUCCUCUGGUAAUUCAAAUUUUUGGAACUGUUGUAAGGAAUGCACAGUUUUCAUAUGUUCAGGUAAUUGGUAUGAUUGGCUCUGCUUAUCUUCUGGUAUUUCAAAUUUUUUAAAACUUUAUUAGGGAUGCUCAGUCUGAAUAACUGGCAAGUAAUUUAAAUGACUCUUGGGUAACUCAAUAACUAUUGAGCAUGCAUCAAGUCACCGUGCACAGUACAAUCCACUGAAUUCAUCCACCUAUAAAUCAAGUUAUGAAACAGCAACAACAAAAAAUCUAUCAUCAAAUGCACCUGACAGUUGGUAAGACAGGAAGACCACCAUUAGUUCCAAUUUGUAUGAUUUGGUGCCAAGUUAAAGGAUUAUUUGAUUUGACUUUUUUGUUUCAGUAAAAGUAUUGGUAAAGAUGAGCAAGGCUCCUUUACUCCAAAGGUUCUUUGUCAUUUAUAUUUGGCUUACUUUGAGCUUCUUAUAUAAUUCAUUUAAAUCAGGGCAAAUGCUUCUUGAAGUGCAGGAAGAAAAAAAUCUCUUUCAUGUUCUACAUUUAAUCUGAAAUUGUAUUUAUUAGACACCAUGUCUCCAACACUUUAGCCUAUGAAUUCGUUUCGCAAUACAAAAUUUUAUAUAAUUUAUCCAGGGUUCAAGGGUCACAGUUACAUUUGUAAGUGCAAAUCCAAGAAACGACCUCAAGGUAAUUUUUUGGUUACUGUCUAUCACCCAAAUCAUUUUGUUAUUCAUUUAUGUUGUAUUCAAAAUUGAAAUUUAUUUGGUUAAGAUUUUUUAAAAUAGCUUAUUCGAACCUCAUCAAUUGUAUUCCAUCUAGUUAGGUUACUUUUACUUAUAUUUUUUAAAAUUGCUUAUUCUUUACCUCACCAAUUUACACCUCAUGAUUGUCUGUAGGCCUAUUUAGUUUUGCAAAAUCAUGCAACUUCAUUCAUCUUUAUAGUAAUUUUCAUAUUUCUUUGUGUAGCCUGCAUGAUUUGCCUGAGUGAAGUUUAAACACUUUCUGCUCAUUAUGUUAAUAUUAUCAGCAUCAAUUAACAUUAUUUCAUUCCUUCAUUUCAGACCGGUGAAACUUUUCUAACUGUUGAGAGAAAGAACAAUGAAGGUAUCUGGGUUGUACAAUACACAGACUCUUGUUGGGAGACAAGGUAAUCUGCUACUUCAGAACCGGUUAAUUUGUAAUGAUAUUUUCUAUGUCUAAAUGUAUCAUUAAUAAUACUUGUUGCUUAUUUAUAAAAAUUUUCUUUGAGUUAAUUAAUUUAACAUAUUUUAAUUUUUUAAAUCAACAGGUUUAAAUGGGAACUGAAAAGUUUGAUUUUGGGCCACAGUGAGGUUACCAUAACUUGGGAUAUUCCCGUUGUGCAGCAGUCUGGUACUUAUCGAAUGUGCCACUUUGGGACAUCAAAAAGUAUCACUGGCAAAAAGACUCCAUUUGUUGGAGUAACAAGAGAGUUCACAGUUAAUGGCUCCACCAGGAAGCCUACAAUCUAUUCAGUUGUUCAAAUGUAGUGAGAAGUUGUUGUUUUUUUACCUUUUUUAAUUAUUAAAUUCUCCUGUUUUGAAUCAGAGAAAAUUCUUUAAAGAUAUGUGAUAUUUUUUAUCAAAAUUUUAAUAUAUGCACUAUUAGAUGGUACACAAGUCACUCUCAUUCUGGACAGCCAUAAUUUUUAACUUCAGUAUUUUAUAUAUUUUUUUUAUGUUCACGCAUUACUCUCUUCAUUUUUUUACUGGCGAGACCAGGGGAUAGGAACCUACCGACUCCCGAGUUGCUUUGAUCUUUCUCUUGUAGUUCUUGGAUACUACUAGUUGCUAGAUCAAAAUUUAGUAUUUGGCUCCUUGCCAUGAGAAUUUCCCGACCCCUGGGCUAGACUAAUUAAACAGACAAAUAAGUAUACCUGAUACAAUCAAAAGAAAUGCAGUAACGGUAGAGCUCAGUUUGUUCAAAUAAGAGUGACAAUUUUUUUUGUUUAAUAAAACUUUAUUUCUCUUCUACAACUGAUACUAGGCAGUAAAAAGGUAAGCAACUCUUUUCAAUGAUCUGUCACUGUUAUGAAACUGUUUUCGUUCCACUAAUUUGUGAUUAAACCUUGUGAUGAUGCACUUUUACCUGACUUGAUUGGAUUUGGCAAAAAUUUGAGGUGUUAUUUUUUUUUUUUGGUCCACUUUUAUGUAUUUAUUUAUGUAUUUUCAAAAAGGCUUGCAUUCAAAUUGUACCAGUCAUAUAAACAAUUUUUAACACAGGUAAUUCCAUUCCAUGGGGUUUUCCACCAUUCUUAACCAGAGUUUCUUACUUUGUCACCACCAAUCCUUGCAACAAAUUUAGAUUUAAUUUAAUCAAUCGUUGAAAGAUUGUUUAAUAAACACUGUGUGGAUGGAGGUGAAGUGGGCCUUGUUGUCUAUUAAAUGUCUUUAGUCUCAAAUUUUUGUCAUUUUAUGACAGUUGAAACCGAGUCAUUUUUCGAUUUACAUUACAACUUAAUCAGAUUCAAUUAAUGUCAACAGAUUCAAUACUUUUGAAUGUUGUUCCUACCUCUCAAUAAUUAAUUUGUAUCUUUGUCUGCUGCAAUAAGAAUUAGAAAAAUUGAAUUGCCAUACUGAAUAACUUUAUAAUAUUUGAUGAUUUUAAUCAAAAAAUGUUCAUAACCUGCAUUUUUUAUAUUUUUAUAUUUUUUUACAUUUAUAAAGAAUGUAACUUUUUGUUGCUCUGAGAAAAAUGUUCCAAAUGCUUUGCUAAUACUUAAAUUAUUUUUAGUAUUUGGUAUCAGUGUGACUGUAGGGGUUUAUUUUUUUUUUAAAUAACCUUAAAGAACUUUGAAAAAUUAAUUGUGUGAAACAAGAGUUUUAUGGACUGAAAUCUGUGUGAUUUGUGAAGUCAAAGAAACCUUGAAGAACAAACGUAUUUAAAGAUAAAUGAUUGUGAUUGCCCAUGAUAAAACAUUUUGCAUUUUAACUUCACCUUGUUACAGAUAAAACACUCAUGGGGAUUUUUAUGUUUUUCGCAUUAAAAAAUGGAGUGAGCAAAAAAUAAUACAAUUUUAUUUUUUUUGUUUGUUCAUGCAGAAAUUAUUUAGAAUUGUAUGAAAUUGUUAAACAGUUAACAUAAAUCUUUUAUAAUAAACAUUGCAACAUGUUGUACAAGGGCAGCAAUUUUUUUUAAGAUCAUUUUUUUCUUCCAUGCAAGUAAUUUUUAUAAAUAAAUAUAAUUCAAAAUCUUUAUUUUUGUGACUUCAAAUAAAACUUUAAUAAAUAUCACAUUUUAGUGAGGAAAAUGCAUGAUACUAUUUAUAACACAAAAUUAAUGUAAAAAUCAACCCAUGGAUUAUAUCCCUUUAAAUUCAUCACAUCCAGUAAAACUAAUUCUUAUUGAGUAUAGAGGCCUGAAUUUAUAUAUUUUUAAUUGCAAGAUUCAAAGAAAAUGCUCUACUAUAUAAACAAUUAUGAUAGACUAUAUACAAAUAAAAGCUCUUGAGAUAAUGAAAAAAGUAAAUAAUAAACUGCACAAAGAAUAGAG